Cooperia oncophora is the source of this 327-nucleotide messenger RNA. NCBI's taxonomy places the organism in Eukaryota, Metazoa, Nematoda, Chromadorea, Rhabditida, Trichostrongylidae. The record is from the annotation of a GenBank genome assembly.
AUGCAGUCAUUGGGUCAAGGCGGACACAUUGGUGGUCCAGGUAUGAGUGGAAUGCAAGGCGGCCCUCCUAUUGGACCGGCAGGCGCUUCACAAAUGGGUGGCACAGGUCCUCAACUUGUUCCUGGUGGACCACAAAUAGUGCCGUCUGGACCAAUGGGACCAGGAAGUCUUCCAUUAGGUCCAGGAUUAUCGGCUGGUCCUAAUCAGCAGCUUACGCAAUUGGGUCAACCACAGAAUGGUCACCCACCACAAGGGUACGGGUAUAGUCAACCGCAACCUGGCGCCUGGUCAAAUCCGUCAUCGAAUACAACUUUGAUUACUGGAUAG